GUGCAUUUACAAGAUUUUGCUACAAUCAAUGUUGAUUUUCUACACUCUGAAGUAUACAGAAGCUAAUUUGAGUGCUGAUGAUGUGUAUUCCAUGCUAGCUGUUAAAAUAGAUACAAUUAACAGUGAAAUGUCCUUGUUACGUGGUGUUCUAAUGUCAACCAAAUCAGAACUGACAUCAACCAAAGCUGAACUGACAUCAACCAAGUCAGAACUGACAUCAACCAAAGCUGAACUGACAUUUACUCAGACAAAGCUAAAAUCAACUCAGGCAGAAGUUGAUGUGAUAAAAUCACAAUGCGGACUUGUUACAGGAAUCUCCACAAAUACAACGCCUCCAAUUACUCCACCUGGAAACUCUACAACAUGUUGUCAAGUUGUUGAGAAUGCAAUUGUGAGAAUGAAAGCAGAACAGAACCAGGCAAAACAGGAUAUAGAAAACUUGAUAGAGAAAAAAGUGACUGAAGUAAAUGAAGAUAUUGCAAGAAAUAGCGAGGGGUUGGUAUCCAUGGGAACUAAUAUAGACAAACUGGCUGUAGACUUUGUUAGCUUCAGGAACAUCACUGAAAUACAGCAGACAGAGCACUGUCAAUCAGGAUAUGAAAGCAUUUGGAAACGCAACACUCCAUUUCCAUAUACAUACACAAUAAAUUUCAAGAGGCCAUUUAGAAACACACCUGCAUUUACCAUUGGAACUUCAAAGUUUGACUUCUAUCAUGGCAGAAAUUUGCGACUAUCACUUGUUGUGAAAGAGAUAUCUGCCACCCAAGCCAAAGUACAUGGAAGCAUAUGGUCAGAUACAAUAGCAUAUGGGGCAGGUUUUCAUUGGAUGGCUUGUCCAACAUAAUACAGCAUACACAUCACUACUGACAGUAUUUCUGCAAUGAAGACUUGUAUUCUGCUUCAUAAUAUAUGUAUGUCCUAAAAGCCUAUAUGUCUUAUAAACAUAUAGAUGUGAUAAGUCUGUAUGUCUAAAAAGUCUAAACUUUUGACUGACUCCAAAUCAUUAUUAUCAUAUCAUUAUGGUUAACAUUUCUGCCAGGUUUUAAUUUCCUUCCAACACUCCAAAAUACAGACAAGACACGAAAACUGCUAACAGACGGACAGACAGAUAACCAGGUGCAUAACAUUUUACUGUUUACACCAAAAUUUAUUUGGGCAUAUAAAAAGGUAAACACAGUUUAUAUAUAACAAGAACCGGUUGAACCGGGUGAUGCCCCCGAGAAGGUUUUGGACACAGGAAAGAAUAAAAAAAUGAACAAAGUGCAAAAACUCCAAAAUAACGCAAGGUGAUGUUAUGUUUUUUUGCACUGCACUUCUAUUCAAAGAGAUCUAUCUAUCUAUAAAGUUUUCUGAUGAUAUCUCUUAUAGUUUCAGAGUUAUGUCCCGGGUAAAAUUCAUAGUGUAGAAAUGAACAAAGGGCAAUAACUUCAAAAUAAGGCAAGGCAGAGUUAUGAUUUUCUAGCACUGUACUUCUACCCAAUGAUACCUAUCUAUCUACAAAGUUUCAUGUUGAUAUCUCUUAUAAUUUUAGAGUAAUGUCCUGGACAAAGUUCAAAGUGUAAAAAUGAACAAAGGGCAAUAAUUCAAGUAUUAGGCAAGGCAGGGUAACAGUUCUUGUGCACUGCACACCUACUCAAUAAUAUCUAUCUACCUACAAAGUUUCAUGUUGAUACCUCUUAUUGUUUUAGAGUUAUGUCCCGGACAAAGUUCAAAGUGUAAAAAUAAACAAAGGGCAAUAAUUCAAAAAUUAGGCAAGGCAGAGUUAUGGUUCUUGUGCUAUGCACACCUACACAAAGUUUCAUGUUGAUACCUCUUGUUGUUUCAAAGUUAUGUCCGGGACAAGAAAAGCGGACGGAUGGGCGGACGUACCAAUUUUUCAGGUUUAUGAGCUAUUUCUAUUGUUCUUUUCUUUUGUUUCCUUGUGGGCUAACUAUUGUUUACUUAUGAGCUAACUAUUAUUUACGGAAUGAAGUCCUUUGAUCUCUUUUGUCCAAGUGUACCGUUAGUUAGCUCAUAUACCUAAAGUGUUUGUGCUGAGGAACGGACGGACGGACAGACCUACGAAAUGGUACUUUGUGACUUUUCCUUUGAUCUUUUUAGCCAUUUUUAGUCACACAAGGCUUACAAAAAGACACACAAGUAAAAACGGAAUGAAUAGGAUCAAAGAGAAUUUACUGUUACCGAUUGUUCUCCUAGUCACACAAGUACCUCUUGGUUUGUACGGACAGACGGACGGACGGACAAGGCGGCAACCAUAUGCUCCCCCGAAAUUUUUCAGGGAGCAUAAAAAUAUCCAAUUUAAAAGAACAUGGUUAUUUUUUCAAAGAUCAAAGAAUGCUUUGCUACAUAAAACAUUUUACUCAUCAUUUUGGGUGUAAUUUCGAUAAAAAUACCUCAAAAUGAGGUUGCUAGAACUUUAACCAAAUAUCUAUUUGAGUGUUUUCUUUCAUGAGGAGACACAUCUUGAGUGAUUUCUCUACCAUAUAGUUCAUGUUGACCAACUUAUUUGAGCAUGUAACAUUGUCAACACAAUCUCACCUUAGGUUCAACGCAAAUAAAAUAGUCCAAAUAUCUUGGUUAAAAAUAAAAUACAUUUAUUCAAAUUAUUACAAUUAAUUCAAGUGAUUUCAUGAAACACAUACAUGUAUUUAAUAACAAUGGUAUUAACAUAAAACUCUUGCGUUAAAAUAAUAACAAAAUUUGCUACAAAUAAAUGUAC
This is a messenger RNA of Ruditapes philippinarum (Manila clam), 2719 nucleotides long. RefSeq lists its product as uncharacterized. Gene Ontology annotation, biological process: cell adhesion. The coding region runs from base 29 to 844 and encodes 271 amino acids. The transcript has 3 exons. The record is from RefSeq and is a predicted model, not a curated record. NCBI's taxonomy places the organism in Eukaryota, Metazoa, Mollusca, Bivalvia, Venerida, Veneridae. Gene Ontology annotation, molecular function: carbohydrate binding.